CGCCGAGCCGGGAGUCGCAGUGGCCGCGGCGGCCCGGGAGACAGUAUCGGUGGCGGCGCGGCGGCGACAUGGCCGUCAUCUCAGAGGAUGACUUUCAUCACAGCUCCAACUCCACCUACAGAACUGCAAGCAGCUCUCUCCAGGCUGACCAAGAAGCACUGCUCGAGAAGCUUCUGGACCACCCACCACCCAGCCUGCAGAGGCCUAAGGACCGCUUCAAUGCUGCCUACAUCAUCUUCUUCUGCUUGGGCAUCGGCAGCCUGCUGCCAUGGAACUUCUUUGUCACUGCCCAGGAGUACUGGCUAUUCAAACUCAGCAACUGCUCCAGCCCAGCCACGGGGGAGGAGCCUAAGGACUCGGACAUCCUGGGUAAAAAAUAUCAUUCAUGUAAAACCCGCGUACUUGGACACAAACUACUUUGAGAGCUACCUGGCUGUGGCCUCCACCGUGCCCUCCAUACUGUGCCUCGUGGUCAACUUCCUGCUUGUCAACAGGGUUCCGCUUCGUGUCCGCGUGCUGGCCUCGCUGACUGUCAUGCUGUCCAUCUUUGUGAUGAUGACGGUGCUGGUGAAGGUGGAUACCUCCUCCUGGACCCGCAGCUUCUUUGCCCUCACCAUCAUCUGCAUGGCCAUCCUCAGCGGCACCUCCACCAUCUUCAGUAGCAGCGUCUUUGGCAUGACUGGCUCCUUCCCCAUGAGGAAUUCCCAGGCGCUGAUAUCAGGAGGAGCCAUGGGGGGCACCAUCAGUGCCGUGGCCUCACUGGUGGACCUGGCGGCGUCCAGCGACGUGACGGACAGCGCCCUGGCCUUCUUCCUGACGGCGGACGUCUUCCUGGCGCUCUGCAUCGGGCUCUACCUGCUGCUGCCACGGUUGGACUACGCCAGGUACUACAUGAAGCCUGUUUGGCCAGCCGUGUUUUCUGGUGAAGAACAGCCACCCCAGGACUCCCCCAACCCCUCUUCAGGGGCCCCCAGAUCCAGUGACUCCUCGACACCACCCCUCCGCCCCAUCCUGAAGAAGACGGCCGGCCUGGGCUUCUGCAUCAUCUACCUCUUCUUUAUCACCAGCAUCAUCUUCCCCGCCAUCUCCACCAAUAUCGAGUCCCUCGGCAAGGGCUCCGGCUCACCAUGGACCACCAAGUUCUUCGUCCCCCUCACCACCUUCCUCCUGUACAACUUUGCCGACCUGUGCGGCCGGCAGAUCACCGCCUGGAUCCAGGUGCCGGGGCCCAGAAGCAAGGUGCUCCCGGGGCUCGUGCUCCUCCGGACCUGCCUUGUCCCCCUCUUCAUGCUCUGCAACUACCAGCCCCGCGUCCACCUGCAGGUGGUGGUCUUCCAGUCCGACGUGUACCCGGUGCUCUUCACCUCCCUGCUGGGGCUCAGCAACGGCUACCUCAGCACCCUGGCUCUCAUUUACGGGCCCAAGAUCGUGCCCAGGGAGCUGGCCGAGGCCACAGGGGUGGUGAUGACCUUUUACCUGUGCUUGGGUCUGAUGCUCGGCUCAGCCUGCUCUGCCCUAAUUGUGCAUCUCAUCUAGGAGGGGCGAUGGCUGGACCUUGGUGCCACGCGAUGCCCGGGAGCCUCGGCGAGAAGGGGAGGAAAUGCCGGGAGGGCCCAGGAGGCCAACAGGAAGGGCUGUAGUUGGCCCUGCCGAGCAUGCUUGGCCCUCGUCACUCCCAGGGACCCGGGACCAGGGCUAUCCCCAGGCCAAGCAGACAUUCCAGAAUGUCCUGUGAUGCUGGAAGAGCAAAGACACCUGAAUGAGGCACAGUUACAAGUUACACAGUCAGAGAGCUCCUCGCCCAUGGGUACAUUCCACCUGUCCUUCGUCCCUCCUGGGAACCGUGCUGUCAGUAUGUGGCUCUGAGUUGUUUACAGGGCCGGGCCAAGACCUUCUGCAUGGCCUCUGCCUCCUCCCAGCUGAUGGCAAGAUGUGUGAGACUCCUUAGCCCUCCCUACCCGGAGAGGGUCCCCCCUGGAACGGCCAGUCCUCAGGCCUGAGACCCAAGCCUGUGCAGAUCCCUUACUUUUGGUUACCAGCCAGACUUGGAACCCCAGGAAGACAGGCCCUCCAGGAGCCCUUCAUUCCCUGGACGUGGGCUCCACGCUGUACCCGGGACCAAGCAUGUCAAGCCUGGGUUUCAAACAGGGAUCCUUAAAGUGGUCUGUGGCCUGAGUCAAGGCAGGGUUUAUCGUCUAUGUUUAUAUGUCAAGGCCAUUGGUUUAGGGGCCUAAUAAAUACCUGGGUACUUAA
This is a messenger RNA of Phacochoerus africanus (Common warthog), 2253 nucleotides long. RefSeq names its product solute carrier family 29 member 3 (gene SLC29A3). Gene Ontology annotation, molecular function: nucleoside transmembrane transporter activity. NCBI's taxonomy places the organism in Eukaryota, Metazoa, Chordata, Mammalia, Artiodactyla, Suidae. The transcript has 7 exons. Gene Ontology annotation, biological process: nucleoside transmembrane transport. Gene Ontology annotation, cellular component: Golgi apparatus; plasma membrane. Bases 88 to 1536 code for a protein of 482 amino acids. The record is from RefSeq and is a predicted model, not a curated record.